AUGGGCAUAACAAUUCAUGAACAGAUUGAAAAUCAAAGUUUCAAACAAAUGGAUUUACAAACGAAACGACACGGAAACAAGUAUGAUAGAGUGAUGUCUCGUGUGAAUAACCGAUCAAGAAAUACAUUAAAGUCUACUUCACUCGUUACUCGACAUGAAAGGCCCUCAACUGUUUCUGUUGGCGCCAAACCAUCUGUUUCGAACGUUAGUUCUUCUUUGUUCAGUGAACUUCCCCUUGUAUUGAAUGAUUACUCUCCUAAAGUGCCAUCACGACAAAAGUUUUUAGUGAAACCUAGGCGGACUAUACCUUCCUUAAAUCCUUCAACGUCACCUCAUCGCCAUUUGUCCGUUACCAAAAAUAUUACCCAAACAGUACCAAAGAUUAAAGUUAAGGGUUCUGCACCGGUUAUUUCAAAUAGUGAUAGUGAAAACUGGGCCGAUACACACCUCAGGCAGUGUUACUCAAGUAGAUCGCAUUGUAGAUUAAAGGAGUUAAAAGAUGAGAUUAAAGCAUAUCGUGAUACAGAAAAACAGAUGAAAUUGCGUGCUCGAUUAUAUAAAAGCUGUGGUGUAAUACUGAAUGAAGAGGGUCAUGUGGCAGCAGACAAAGCGGUCCAGGUACAAGAGUUGGACACCAAAGAAUCAGUUCUAUACUGUGUUGUGAAUAUUUGGCUGAAUACAAACAUUAAAAAAGAUGACGAAUAUGCUGAAUACUGA
This is a messenger RNA of Diatraea saccharalis (sugarcane borer), 717 nucleotides long. The record is from the annotation of a GenBank genome assembly. Lineage: Eukaryota; Metazoa; Arthropoda; Insecta; Lepidoptera; Crambidae.